GUUACUAUAAGAUUAGCACUAUAUUACACUAAAGAUGAGACAACUUUAGAAAUUAUUCACACUAUAAAUGAAAAAUUUAAAUUCACCUCUGAAACUGGAUUGAAAGAAAUUGAUAUUCAUGGAUAUAUUAACAUGGUUAAUUUAGCAUCUUUAAUUUGGGGUGUUUCGUCGUUUUUUGCUGCCAAUUUAUUUACAGCUUUCCCAAUCUUUAUAGGGAAAGAACCAAUACCUUUAUGGUAUCCAUACAACUCUAGUGCAUCCCCAUACUUUGAAUUAUCCCAUAUUUUUCAAUUUCUCGCUCAAAAUUCUAUGUGGUAUAACUAUAACAUAUUAGAUAUUUUUUAUAUAACGAUUGUGGUUAUCACUGCAGGACAAUUUAAAAUAUUAACAUGGGAAUUAGAAAAUAUUUGCUUUAGCAGUUUACUCGCAUCUGGAUAUGAUAAACAAAGAAUAUUACAUUUUCAAGAAACUUUGGCAAAUUCGAAUGGGAUAACAGAACACGAUAAAUGCUUGGAUAUUUACCAGUUUAUGUUAACGGAUGAAUAUGUAAAACAAUUCCGCAUUAAAAUUAUUAAAGUCGUAAAUUUUCAUAGAGAUAUUCUCGAUUUUUGUGAUAAAUUGGAAAAUUUUUUGGCUACGUCAUUGCUAAUGAUGUUUCUUAGUAUUUUAAGUCAUUGCGUUCUUAUUUUAUAUGGAACCAGCUUGAGUACUUCAAUGAUUCAUCGUUUGCAAAUGGCAGUAUACUUUUUUUCAGCUGUUGUUGAAUCAUUUUUAGUGGCAUAUCCAUCCGAUUUUUUAUUCGAACAGCACUCAAACUGGAAUAAUCGAGAAAACAAUGCAUAGUUAUAUUAAAAACACCAACGUUGGGUUUUUAAUUUGGUUCACAAUUGCUCAUUUAGGUGCUCAAAUGUAUAUGGUAACACCUUUAAUAAUGGAUGAAGAAAGGUACGAUAUUUGUAAGAAUUAAUGAGAUUAAAAAAAUUUUAUUGUUAGAUCAUUACCCAUGCCUU
Molecule: messenger RNA, 1010 nt
Organism: Onthophagus taurus
Lineage: Eukaryota; Metazoa; Arthropoda; Insecta; Coleoptera; Scarabaeidae
Source: RefSeq, a predicted model, not a curated record